AGGGCUGCGAGACACCGCGCAGGAAGGGAAGAAGAGAAGAGGGGCGGAGAGGAAAAAGAGAACGGGACGCCCUCCUUUCUCUGCCUCCCUGGCUCUUUCCCGGCACUCUAGCCUACUCCAGAAUAACGCCGCGACCAAAAAGUUUUUCACAGGGGCAAACGCAGACUGUCGUUUAUCCAAGGGGAAUAAACAACCAACGGGCAUAGCGCAGGGACAAGAGGAUAAACCGUAUUUGUUCCCUGAUUCCUCGUUUCUGGGUUUCCCCCAUUUUAGAGGAUAAUUGACAGCAUGGAAGAUUUAGGAAUGCCUGAGCCACUCUCAUACCCUCUCAGUCCGCGUAUUGUUGUGUUUGACCAUCUCCUGGCUGACCUUGAGAGCUGCACGUCGCCCUUGGCCAGGUGUCCCGUGCUGCUGACGUCUGACCCCCCUGCAGACCCUGACCCCCCGUCGGCAGAGCCCAGACCGCCUCCCCCUGCGUACACUCCCCAACAGACGGUUUCCUCGGCCUUGAAGACCAACGGGUCACAGAAUGCCAAUCCAGACAAACUCUAUAGUACGGUGUGUAAGCCCCGGUCUCCGCGUACCCCUGAUCCUCCUCCUGCCUUCUCCUCUUCCUCCGUGUUGGGCGGAGGCCUGAGUGAACUAGACCACCUCCUCCAAGAGCUCAACGCCACGCAGUUCAACAUCACAGAUGAGAUCCUGGCUCAGUUUCCCAGCAGCAAGAAGGACGAGAGGGACAAGAUGAAGGACUUCCAGAACUCCAAAUCAGGACCGCCCACAGGACCUAAGCCAUCGGCUACUUCCGCCACUCUCGAGCUGGACAAACUGAUGGCCUCCCUCUCAGACUUCAAGGUCCAGAGCACUCCUGCUGCUCCUGUCACUCCAGUGGUGACAUCCACUCAGCCGCCUGCCCCGCCCCCAGCCCAGGCCUCCUCUGGCGGCUCAUUGGACAGCAUGCUGGGGCUCCUCCAAUCAGAUCUCACCAGACAGGGAGUGCCCACCUCCUCAAAGGGAAGCUGCUCUGCUUGUCAGAAGCCCGUCGUUGGCCAGGUGGUGACGGCCCUGGGUCGUGUGUGGCACCCGGAGCAUUUUGUGUGUUCGGAGUGCGAGUGUGAGCUCGGAAACAAGAACUUCUUUGAGAAGGACGGACGACCCUACUGCGAACCGGACUACUUUACACUCUACUCACCGCACUGCCACAAGUGCCACAAGCCCAUACUCAAUAAAAUGGUGACUGCGAUGGAUAAGAACUGGCACCCUGAGUGUUUCUGCUGCGUCAAAUGCAGCCGCACAUUUGGGGACGAAGGUUUCCAUGACCGCGAGGGCCAGCAGUACUGUCAGCAGUGCUUUUUGUCCCUCUUCGCAUCCCGUUGCCAGGGCUGCUCCCAGCCAAUCAUGGAGAACUACAUCUCAGCCCUCAAUUCUCUCUGGCACCCGCAGUGCUUCGUCUGCAGGGAGUGCUACAGUCCGUUCGUGAGCGGCAGCUUCUUCGAGCACGAGGGCCAGCCCCUGUGCGAGGCCCACUACCACCAGUGCCGCGGCAGCGUGUGCCAGGCAUGCCAGCAGCCCAUCCUUGGCCGCUGCGUCAGCGCCAUGGGCGCCAAGUUCCACCCGCACCACCUGCUCUGCAACUUCUGCCUGAAGCCGCUCAGCAAGGGGUGCUUCAAGGAGCAGGAGAGCAAGCCCUACUGCCACCCCUGCUUCAACAAGCUGUUCGGGUGAACAGGGGA
This is a messenger RNA of Engraulis encrasicolus (European anchovy), 1730 nucleotides long. RefSeq names its product transforming growth factor beta-1-induced transcript 1 protein-like. Lineage: Eukaryota; Metazoa; Chordata; Actinopteri; Clupeiformes; Engraulidae. Gene Ontology annotation, cellular component: nucleus; Z disc. Gene Ontology annotation, molecular function: transcription coregulator activity. The coding region runs from base 289 to 1722 and encodes 477 amino acids. The transcript has 12 exons. The record is from RefSeq and is a predicted model, not a curated record.